CGUCUCAAUUCGACCAUAUGUUUUGAAAGACACACGCGGAUUUUUUGUUUGGACUUGGAGUUCUCAAAGCCGGAAAGAAAUCCCCUAAAAUGACCACAACGAGCACAAUUGUGAUGCCCGGCGAGCGGAUUGCGACCAUCGAAGAGUUGGCCAAGAGCAAGCGGGUGAUUCUGGGACCAGGACUGCGCCGCCAGGACGACACGGUGGUGGCCAGCAAGGCGGGUCCACUUCGCCACAAGGAGCCCAGUACUUUCUGGGUGGACAACUACCAGAGGAGAUACAUCCCAGCCCGUGGUGAUCUUGUCCUGGGAAUAGUUCGUUCCAAGGCGGGUGAUAAUUAUCGCGUGGACAUCGGAGCAGCGGACACGGCCUCCAUUUCGUAUCUUGCCUUCGAGGCGGCCACCAAAAAGAAUCGCCCUGAUUUGAAUCCCGGAGAUCUGAUCUACGCCAGGGUCCUCAAUGCCAGUGCGGAUAUAGAACCGGAACUGGUCUGCGUCAAUUCCGUGGGCAAACGUGGCAAACUGGGCGUUCUCGCCGAGGGAUUCUUCUUCAAGUGCACUUUGAAUCUGGGCAGGAUGCUGCUGCGGGAAAACUGCCCUGUGCUCGCCGCCCUAACCCGGGAACUGCCCUACGAGAUCGCCGUGGGCGUCAACGGAAGGAUCUGGCUGAAGGCCCAUUCCCUGAGAGAAACCAUCGCCCUGGCCAAUGCCAUUGUUGCUCUGGAGCAAUCGGGCUGCGCGGAAAUCGACAAGAUAUGCGACAAUCUGGGCGACUUUCUGCAGGCUUAGCAUUAGUUCUUAGAUUACUUACAUUUUAUAUUAAAAAAAGUAUAGCCAAAGGU
Drosophila subpulchrella is the source of this 841-nucleotide messenger RNA. RefSeq names its product exosome complex component RRP40 (gene Rrp40). Gene Ontology annotation, molecular function: RNA binding. The record is from RefSeq and is a predicted model, not a curated record. The coding region runs from base 90 to 788 and encodes 232 amino acids. Gene Ontology annotation, biological process: nuclear polyadenylation-dependent rRNA catabolic process; TRAMP-dependent tRNA surveillance pathway; exonucleolytic trimming to generate mature 3'-end of 5.8S rRNA from tricistronic rRNA transcript (SSU-rRNA, 5.8S rRNA, LSU-rRNA). The transcript has a single exon. NCBI's taxonomy places the organism in Eukaryota, Metazoa, Arthropoda, Insecta, Diptera, Drosophilidae. Gene Ontology annotation, cellular component: nuclear exosome (RNase complex); cytoplasmic exosome (RNase complex).